CUAAAAAGGACAGUGGAACAGCAAAGUUUAAAUGAAGCGCCUGACUCUCUUACAGAUCAGAGCACUGGGGAGACUGAUCUUGAUGAUCCAUCUGGAGCACAGUUUAAAGGUCAUAUUAAUACAAAGAAAAACCUUAUAGCUAUUAAUACUUCCAAAGUAGAUCACAGUGUCCCAAGGCAUCGGUGUAUGUUAUGUAACAAGGAAUUUCUAGGUGGUCACAUCGUACGGCAUGCUCAGGCUCAUCAGAAAAAAGGCAGUUUUUCAUGUGUAAUAUGUUGUAGAAAAUUUAGAAACAGAGGACUUAUGCAGAAGCAUUUAAAGAAUCAUGUUAAGAAGAUGCAGAGACAGCAAAUUGCUGCAGCUCAACAGGACGAUCAGGAAAUCACUGCUUUGGAAGAAAUAAAUUGUUCCAAUUCUUCCAUUUCAUUUGAAAAUGGAAAUUCUGAUAGUAAAGAUUUAGAAGUAGGGACUCUUACUGCUUCCAGUGUUGGAAACCAAGAAGUCACCCCUGAGCAUGUGGCUGAAUUCACUGAAAUUCCUGUAAGCAUACCAGAAGAUGUUAUUGAAAACGUUAUUGAAAAUGGCAGUCCUGAUACUUCUUUAAAUGUCUUGAAGCCUUUACCUGAAUGUGAGGAUUAUGAGGAGGAAGAGGAUGAAGAAGGUGAUUAUGAAGACGAUGAUUAUGACCUAAAUCAAGAAACUUCAGUACUUCAUAAAAUCAAUGGAACUGUGUGCCAUCCAAAAGACAUAUAUGCUACAGAUCAAGAAGGAAACUUUAAAUGCCCUGCUCUUGGCUGUGUCAGGAUAUUUAAAAAAAUUGGAUUUCUAAAUAAACAUGCAAGGACUGUACAUCCAACUGAUUUAAAUGUGCGACAAACGGUAAUGAAGUGGAGCAAAGGAAAAUGCAAAUUUUGUCAAAGGCAAUUUGAAGAUUCUCAACAUUUUAUAGAUCACCUUAAUAGACACAGCUAUCCAAAUGUGUACUUUUGUUUGCAUUUUAAUUGCAAUGAAUCAUUUAAACUGCCAUUCCAGCUUGCCCAGCAUACAAAAAGUCACAGCAUAUUUCAAGCUCAGUGUAGUUUUCCAGAAUGCCAUGAGCUUUUUGAAGAUCUUCCUCUGCUAUAUGAACAUGAAGCUCAGCACUAUUUAAGUAAAACACCAGAAUCAUCUGCACAACCAAGUGAAACAAUUCUUUGGGAUGCUCAUACAGACUCAAAUCCUAAUCAUCAGGAAAAAGACUCAUCUAGUAAUGAGAAACAAACUAUUAGUCUGCCAGUUUCAACUAGCAAAUCAAGGAAAGAUUCUACAGAACCAAAGACAUGUAUAGAAAGCAUGGAAAAGCAAACAGACAGUUCAGUUCAAAAUGGAAAUGAACAUUCUGUUGACACUGUUUCAAAUAUAAGCUUGAUAGACCAAAAGAUGACUGACAUAGAGCCAAAUUCUGAAAAUAACUGUAGUGUUAGUGAUUUAGUCAAUGGACAUAGUGAAAUAGAGCAAACACCUUUAGUUUCAUCAGAUCCUGCUUUGAAAAUUGAUACAAAUAGAAUUAGGACAGAAAAUGGUUCCAUUUUACCCACUGUUGUAUCACAAGAACACAGUACCCUACCAGUAUCUCAGGCACCUUCCAAACCAAAUCUGACAAGUGAACAUACUUCAUAUGGCUUAAUUUUAACAAAGCCAUAUGUCAGACCAUUGCCUCCUAGUUACCUUGAUGAACGGUACCUUAGUAUGCCAAAACGCAGAAAAUUUCUGACUGAUAGAGUAGAUGCCUGUUCUGAUCAAGAUAACAUUUGUAAAAAAUCAGUGAAAAGAUUAAGAUGUGGCAAAUGCCUAACCACCUACUGUAAUGCAGAAGCACUUGAGGCUCACCUUGCACAAAAGAAAUGUCAGACACUCUUUGGAUUUGAUUCAGAUGAUGAAAGUAAGUCUUCUAUCUUCUCAGUAGAUGUAUCUGUAGAAAUAGAAAAUGCCAUAAAUAUAACUAUAAAUCUUUACUAGGUAAAAAAAUUAGCAUUUGUAUAGCACAGACGGUAAAGCACUACCCCACACGUUAUUCUCUUCAAUCCAUACAACCACUGUGAAGUGCUAUUACUAUUCUUGUUUUAUAGGUCAAGCAAGUGAAAUUCACAAAUUAA
Molecule: messenger RNA, 2135 nt
Organism: Galeopterus variegatus (Sunda flying lemur)
Lineage: Eukaryota; Metazoa; Chordata; Mammalia; Dermoptera; Cynocephalidae
Gene: ZNF654
Product: zinc finger protein 654
Exons: 2
Coding region: 187-1998 (603 amino acids)
Biological process (GO): regulation of transcription by RNA polymerase II
Cellular component (GO): nucleus
Molecular function (GO): DNA binding; DNA-binding transcription factor activity, RNA polymerase II-specific
Source: RefSeq, a predicted model, not a curated record